Molecule: messenger RNA, 2961 nt
Organism: Chelonoidis abingdonii (Abingdon island giant tortoise)
Lineage: Eukaryota; Metazoa; Chordata; Testudines; Testudinidae
Gene: SGK1
Product: serum/glucocorticoid regulated kinase 1
Biological process (GO): protein phosphorylation
Molecular function (GO): ATP binding; protein serine/threonine kinase activity
Source: RefSeq, a predicted model, not a curated record
AGAAUCCUGCUGUGAUGGAAAGUCCCACACGCCUCUGAUGCGCAGUAUAACUUGACGGGGGCGGGGGGCGGAUUUCACAAUUUUGAGGAUACUUCUUCAAAACUGCAAUGAAUGAACUGAAUCGGGAUGUGGCCCGCCGCAGCUAGCCCUGAAACGGAGUUCUCUUCCCCACCACGCUUUCCCAAUCCCGCAAGACUGUCAGUCACCCUCUCAAGUGCACUCAGCACCCCCCAGCAAACUGUAUGUGCACCUCCAUGAACUCCACACCCCUGCCCCCCUUUCCCUUCUUCCCCCCUCCUCUCCCGAGCCGUAGGGGGUUGCGUCUUUCGUUGGUUGUUUCCCUCGGCGGCCCAAAGCAUUAAAAAGCAUUUUCUGUAACGUCCCGGCCGGGAUCCGGGCAAUGUGCACAAGGGGCAUGUGUUUGUUCUCCUGAAAGCCGGGCAGGAAAUCUUGUUCUCCUGAGUCAUUGCGGCUCCUUCAAGGAAACGUCAGAGUUUCUUAUCGCCCUUCACCCCAGGCAGCAGCUCAAACUGCUGCUGCUGCCGAAAGACAUUCUCCUCCGCACAGGGCAAAACAAGCCACAGUCCCAUAGCGAAAAACAGCUCAGGCUGGAGGAGUUGACCGCGCAGGAGAAAGGGAGUUUUUGCUUCUAACUGGGCUUGCUUUCAUGAAACAGAGGCGAAUGGGUCUAAAUGACUUCAUUCAAAAAAUAGCCACCAACUCCUACCCGUGCAAGCACCCUGAAGUUCAGUCUAUUUUGAAUAUCUCCCAGCCUGAAGAGCCUGAACUUAUGAAUGCUAAUCCUUCGCCUCCACCCAGCCCAUCACAGCAGAUCAAUCUUGGUCCAUCAUCCAACCCACAUGCCACACCAUCAGAUUUUCAUUUCUUAAAGGUUAUUGGAAAAGGAAGUUUUGGAAAGGUUCUCCUUGCAAGGCAUAAGGCAGAAGAAGAAUUCUAUGCUGUUAAAGUACUGCAGAAGAAAGCAAUCCUGAAAAAGAAGGAGGAGAAACACAUAAUGUCAGAGCGCAAUGUCCUGCUGAAAAAUGUGAAACACCCUUUCCUGGUUGGGCUCCACUUUUCUUUCCAGACUGCAGACAAAUUGUAUUUUGUCCUUGACUACAUCAAUGGUGGAGAGUUAUUCUACCAUCUCCAGAGGGAACGUUGCUUCCUGGAGCCAAGAGCACGGUUUUAUGCUGCUGAAAUAGCCAGUGCACUGGGUUACUUGCACUCUUUGAACAUAGUUUAUCGGGACUUGAAGCCAGAGAACAUCUUGCUAGAUUCUCAGGGGCAUAUUAUCUUGACUGACUUUGGACUCUGCAAAGAGAACAUAGAACACAAUGGCACUACCUCCACGUUUUGUGGCACACCUGAGUACCUUGCUCCUGAAGUUCUUCAUAAGCAGCCCUACGACAGGACGGUUGAUUGGUGGUGCCUUGGAGCAGUUUUGUAUGAGAUGCUUUAUGGACUGCCCCCCUUCUACAGCAGGAACACAGCAGAAAUGUAUGACAAUAUCUUGAACAAACCCCUGCAACUGAAACCAAAUAUUACCAAUUCUGCUAGACACCUUCUGGAAGGCCUGUUACAAAAGGAUAGGACAAAGAGAGUUGGUGCUAAGGAGGACUUCAUGGAGAUUAAGAAUCACAUCUUCUUCUCCCCAAUUAACUGGGAUGAUCUCAUUAAUAAGAAGAUUACACCUCCUUUUAACCCAAAUGUGAGUGGUCCGAGUGAUCUGCGACACUUUGACCCUGAGUUUACAGAUGAGCCCGUCCCCAGUUCCAUUGGCCAAUCUUCAGACAGUAUCCUCAUUACUGCUAGCGCCCAGGAAGCUGCGGAAGCCUUUCUGGGCUUUUCAUAUGCCCCACCCAUGGAUUCUUUCCUGUGAACAUUGGUUUUCCUUUCUUCUUGGUUUUUAAUUAUUAUAUUGGCCUUCUGGCUGAGCUGCCAGUUGACCAGUCAUCUUGAAACAGAAUUUGCACAUCUCCACCAUGGCAGCUUUGCAGCCUUAAUUUCAACUACCCUGUUUGUUGGAAGCUUUUUUUUUUUGAACAGCACAUAACUCCUCUAAACCAAGCUUACAAGCAUUUUGAUUUGUUCUUCCCCCAAAGUGGUGCUAUCUCCUUGGGAAAGAACAUUAGAAGUGACUCUUGCCAUAGCCUGUUAUGGUAGAUUGUAGGAAUAAUAACCUGCUGUUUGGAAAUAAUGUUCUGAAAAGCCUUGCCUGGAGACCUGGAUGUGACGAGGAUUUUAUGAAAUGUGCCUUUUUUUCUGAUGAGAUCAAGUUAAGCUCCAAACUUUUCCUGUUGCAGAGUGUUUCGCAGUUCAGUUAUGUGGGUUUACUGUGUGAACAAAUGGUAUGAGUGUGAUAUGCAUACUACAGAGGGACUUAGUUUAAAGCAUCAGUGUGACACUUGCAGGACACUACAAUGUGGGGCAUUGUUUGUUUCUUCCAUAUUUGGAAGAUAAUUAAGUGUAGAAUUUGAUUUUGUUUUGUAAAUAUACAGUUAACUAACAUUAUUGAAAUGGGCUCACAAUUAAUUAUAUCCAAAUGCUUGAAGAAAGCAUUGCUGCUAUCAAAAGUUUCUAUUUUUAGAAAGGUUUUUAUGGACCAAAAUGCCCCAGCUGCAGUUGGUCAAAGCUGUUGAUUCAUUUCUUGUUUGUUUUUUUAAAAUUGUCAUCUGUAAAGUGGGCAUUAUUGAGGGGGGGGGUGAGGGAAUGUUGUAUUGUAUGUAUUGUAAAGAAAAAGAAAAGUCUGUACAUUCAGCUGAAACUCUAGAUGUAUAUUUAAACUUACUGCCUGGCUUGUAAUGUACACCAUCAUUGUAAUGUAAUUAACAUGGUUAUGUACUUUUUUUUUUUUUUUUUUUUUUGACCGCCGAACCCAUUGGUUUGCAGUAAAAUCUUGAACAUUUCUGUAAACUGUCAGGUUGUUUCAUUUAAAAAAACACCUUUUUCCAUCACAAA